Messenger RNA from Amoebophrya sp. A120, 5376 nucleotides. The record is from the annotation of a GenBank genome assembly. NCBI's taxonomy places the organism in Eukaryota, Dinophyceae, Syndiniales, Amoebophryaceae.
AUGAAGCGCAGCGCAGCUGUCAAGUUAUUUCGCAAAGAACUUGUUUCCAGGCACGCCGACCUCUCUCGCUCUUCUGUUGAGAUGACAUUUGUGGCUCUGGUGACAGCGUUCUGCGCGGUUCUCCUGACCGUCUAUCCAGCGGGCAUUUUUAAUAUAGGUUAUCGCGACAAUGGCGUAUUGUCCUCUACGUCGUUCCACAUAUUCGUACAAGCCGCGGCAUCUCUACCAGUUGGGCAUGAUCAAAACCCACCACGACAACAGGUAGUUGGCUACAGUGCCGCACCAGAAGCAGUCGGUGCGACGGGCGGGGGCCGAAGUUCUACUACUAGCCGAGGAGGGCCUGCUGGGUCUCCACCUCCGGCGAGGCAAAGCCUCUACCUCGCGCAUCAUGCAAGCCGUGUCCUCGAUCUCGGCCCGGACUUUGUGCAUGGGCAACAGGUUCAAAUGGGAUACUUCGAGUUCUUUCCAAGCACGAGCACUGGGAUGUUGACCAGUCCCAGUGCAAGAACCGCGGGUGGAGGAGCUGCACUACACGCGCUGGCGGAACAAGAUAGGUGGAGCGACAAGACUGAAACUGACGGACAGGAAUUCCUGCAGGGGCCAAGACUUCCCCCGACAAGAUCUACAAGUUCCCGAAGCCGAGAAGGAGGACGAGCAUCUUCUCUCUCCCGAAGCAUGAUUGAUGUUUCUGCGAUUACAGCAGGCGCAUCACCGCACAACCCGCCGAAUGAGGCACAUCAUGGAACAAGAGGACAGGUAGAAGAAGAACUUCGGUCGACGAGGCGGCGCUGGACCGGGCGGCACGUGUUCCUGCAGGGCGGUAGAAGUUCCGCUGCAGCCUCAAGGCUCGCGGACGAUGAAACCACUGGGAGUUCUCGUCCUGGUGCUAUAACUACUGGAGAUGAGCGUCUUCAUCUCCAAAAUGUUGACGGCCAACAACACUUUCGCGCAGCCAUGCUGGAGCGGCUCACCGAGGGUGGGCGUAUUCCGCCCAAAGAAUUCCUGGCGGAGCACUACGCAAACCAACUCGCGAAAGACAAAAAGCCGAAAAUUGCCAUCAAUUUGAAGGACAUCGAACACCACUGCGGCAUUUUGAACCAGUUCUUCGCGUACACUAUCGCGGCCCAGUUCAAGUGGAACGGCGGGCCUGAUCCGAAGAACCCGAGGAGAAACAAGCGGAGUCCGGUACUGACGAAGGAAGUCGGAAAAGAAGUGAUCCGCUUGUUGUUGAGCGGGUACAUGGAACUGAACCGCGCGCACGACGCCGACGAUAAAUUGUUGAAGGAAGAGAAAUAUCCUGUGCAAAAGUAUCGUAUUCGUAUAAGUGCAAGUCUUGCAUUACAAAUUUUUUUCUCAAGGUAAAUCAGCAUUACAAGUUCCAUUUCUCAUGCUGAGAAAAUUUGUAAUGCAUUUAUACGAGUACGAUACUUUUGCAGUUCAUAAGAAACGGUUGCUGGAGAAGCGAAAACGAAAGCUGCUAUUGAGGAAGGAGAAAAUGAAAAGCACCGGUGGAACAAGGGCCGGUGUAGAAGAAGGCUCUUCUGAUUUAUUCCUUACCAGCAUUCCGCAGUCGCUGGCAGCAAAAAAGCGCGAGGUGGAAGAGGAAAGACGGCAGGAAGAGGCUAGUAGUUUGACUCUCAUUCGACGUCCAGCAGGAGCUUCUGAAAUGGACCCUGACGGCACCAGAACUAAUGUAUGCAAUGCAAAUAUGUUCUUUGGCUCUACUGGAACAAGGACGCAAGAACUUGUGAUGCUAGUACCUUUGGAUAAUUCCAACAAAAUUUGUCUUGCAUGAUCAGGCAGACGUCGAGUCCAGUUUUUUUUACGCGAAGAGCAGGGCAUUUCUCAUGCGGGACAGGCAUCAACGAGUCCUCGGAAAAUCUAUGACGCUAAGGCAUAUACAUCACAGAUAUCACGGAUUUUUUUGCAAAAUGUGCAUGACAAACUUGGGCUCUUCCAGACCCAGCCAUAUUAGCAGUUGAUAUAACGUCGACCUCCGCAAUUUUGGUUACGACGCCAGAGAUCAACGGGUCGACAUCUGGUUUCGCAUCGGUCCGAAAGCGAUCCUGAGUGGCGUUCUGGACGGUCCUCCGACGCUCCCGGCAGGAGGUGGUCGCUGGACGAGCGCCGAGUACAUCAACAUUGGCACAAGUUCUACAGAAAACGAUCAUGUUGAAAAACUCCCCGACAUCGUCCCGACUGACCUGAUUUUCCUGAAAACGGAGCAGUCCAAGCUGAAAUGUUUUCCGGGUCGUGCAGGGCCUACAGAUGUUGGUCAAGAUGAAGGUGGUAAAGCAGGUAGUUCUCGAGGAGCAGCCACUACCCAGGACGCUGCACGCACAGCUGCAACUUACGAGCUGUUCAGCCCGGCAGCGCGGAAACUUGCCACGGCGGGCAACUACCAGUCCGCCCCCUCGGUGGGCUUUUUGCUGCAGCGCGCCUACGGCCUCAGCCAAACGUUCCACGGCCGGUUGGACAGACACGAGGCGCGAAAGAAAAAAUCGGAAGAGGACAGCGACGACGAGGGGGAUUUGUUUGAAAACGGAGUGUAUGCAUUGCAAAACUAUAUCGUACUACUACUAAUAUAAGUAACAGCAACAGCAUGACAAACAAUUUCACAUCUUUCGGCUUGCACGUUGAAAAAUGCAAGUCAUCAUCCUAGAUAAGCCUAAGGUAGAGGUUUAGAUUUCCAUUUGUCAUGCAUGGCUGCGAUUUAUAGCAGGAGUGCGAUCCUUUUGCACAGGAUAGAGUGCGCGAAGAGCUGGAUAAGCUGCUGGAAAUUGCGGUUUUGGAGAUGAUAUCGAAUGCAAAGAAAUAUGUCUGGGUCUGGAAGGAUGCGAUGCAACUUGCAGUGCGCAUUUUGGAUCAAAGUCAGACAAAAAUCCGUUAUCGUUAUGCAUGGACAGGAAAAUAAGAACAAGCUUACAACUUCUCGCCAUCUACAUCUUCAAAAAAAUCUGGAACCUUUCAUGCGGGAUACUAGGUUGGAAGAUGGUAUAAUUGGGAAUGGGAAACCUUCGCAAAACAUGUGAUGCCAACAUGAGUGCUUGCAUGCCAGAGCUUCUGGGGCAUGCAAAAACUGCAUUAAAAAGUCCACACUGUUGUUCCAGGCCCAGACACAUAAUUUGCAGUGCAUAAAUGAACUACCUGAAGCAGCCCGAGUCGGUUGGCUACCACUCCUAUUGGUCCAUGUACGGUGAGGGCCGCCUCGGGGCGGCGGCGGGAAAGAAGUUGGUAGCCUCUGCACAUCCGGGCGAGCUUGUCGAAGUGGGGCAGACGAAGAUGUUGAAGAACAAAAAGAAUCAAGACGAGAUCAUUGUAGAAGUACAAGAAGCAAGACCUGACUGCGCAAUGUCGUCCGUCGAUGAACUGACUGCGUCAACACCGUGCGUCGUCUGCGACUCACCUGCAGUGCGGUCCGAAGAAGGGCUGCAAGGGGCGUGGCAGGUAGUGGACCAAUACGCUUUAGGACUUGAAAAGCCAACAGAGCACGCGGACGUGGCCAUGCAAGAACUCCCUGUUCUACCGGGACUACAGCAAGUGGAGCCAGGACCACGAGGGCCCCCGCCCGCUCCGCCUAGCACAACGACGACCAGGAGAGAAGUGGCGCAACUAAGUCAGACCGAAACUCUUCACCCCGGCCAGACCGUGGUUCUCCACGGGCUGAUAUGGAUUGCAAAAAUGUCUGGGUCUGGAAGAAUGCAACUUGUGAUGCUGCAUUUGGAUUCAAAAAAAAUCUGUAUUGCAUGAGUAGCAAAAGGAGUAUAAUUCUUGCUACAAGGAUAGGGCAUUUGUCAUGCGGAAUAGGCAUCAAGAUGCCCUGAAAAAAUCUGUGAUGCUAGGGCAUGCAUCACAGACAUCAUGGCCCAUGCAAAACAUGCAUGACAAGUCUCAGAAUCUUCCAGACCCAGACAUUUUUACAUUUGAUAGCUGAAAAGCCCAACCGGCGCGAAGCUGAACGGAAAAAAGGGCACUGUCGUCGGUUUUGACGAGCCCUCCGGCCGUUGGGCGGUGAAGUUCUUUGAUGCAGGAGAGCAGGCGGGGAAAAGGUUCAAGGCGGAAAAUUUAGCGGGAGUUGUGCCGGAAGAUUUUUGUUCAUCUGCAGGUUCUGUGCCACCUGCUGCUCCUACAACGCCGACUGUUCCCCCCGUAGCUGCGAAUGGUUCUGCAGUACACGACCGUCACGAGGAACAAUACGGGAAUGAUGAUGACGUUGCCAGCGCCUACCUGUGGAGCGGAGUUGGCGGAAAAAUCGACACAAGUCCUCUAGUUGGUACUGGUGUUACAGCAGCAGCAGAUGAGGCGGCUCCUGGCCGCGGUAGAAGAAGUGCAAGAACCAACUCUCCUCCUGCGCUUCUGCGCUUGCCAAGCAAUCCACGCAGCCACGUGCUGUCCCGGCGGCAGUACUCGGGGGCUACUACAGGGCGAGGCGCUCAACAUGAUCUUGAACCAAGAAGGGAAGAUCUUAAUUAUGCUGCCUUGAGAACAUUUCUCCACAUGGACCAGAUGGAUCGCAGGAGCAUCCGCGACGAUCUAGCUGUUUUGCUAGGCCUACAUGCGGACGACGAUGUGGGAAUCCAACAGGAACUACAAACCAGCCUCGGCGCCCUGGGGAGGCCAACCACGCCAGGGGAGGGGCAGGCACCGGAAGGUGGAGGUGGAGGUGUUGUUUUCUCUACUGCAGCACGGGAUCAGCGGUACUGGAACUCGUUGCGCGAAGAGAUGCCAGCGAGACAACUGCCGGAGCUAGUAUUACCCUGAUGGUGGAGCACAGUUGUAGUGUAGACUGACACGACUCAAUUACCCGGGCGCAGUGGCGGAUCGAGUUGAGUAUUUGUGGCCUCGAUGUUAUUUAUUGAUGGCAGGCGAUUCCGGUCACAGCUCUUACUAGUUACAUACGCUUAUUUCAUUUAUGCCCUGGAUGAGCUCUUUGCUACUAGUAUGAUUUCUUGUACGAAUACGAUUUCUGUUUUUCAUUAGAUUGUCUUCUGUGCUGAACAGGAUGACUUUAUGACGUUCUGUUUUCCUGCGUUUUUUUGUUCAUAGACUCCGACUGCGGAUAUUACUCAGGCCUGCUGAAAUAAAUUGGAUGGAACUACCAAGCAAAUGCAAAUUUUGGCUUGUAAAUGCUUGGCGACUUUUUCGCAGAAUGGAUUUUGGUGCCCUGGAAAAGGCAGCACUGGCGACGUGCCGUCGUGGAAGGUAGAAGACAUAUCAAAACGAAGUGCAUCAAAUGAAGACGCUUCUUGAAAUUUCUGCGCCCACAAGAGGGAGACGAGGAAGGUUGUUCGCCCCGGUUGUUUAUUGUAUCCUUCUGUAUCCGAAUCCGCCCUUUUGGUGUAUAAGGGUCGGCAGAAUGAAGCUCGCCCUUCGUUC